CACACCCAACUCUCCCUCUCAGCACAAAAUGGAUUCUCAACCCAUGCCUUCUUCUUCUUCUUCUUUCAGUUUUGAGCUAAAAUUAAUAAGGGCUAGAAACAUUUUUGUGAAAACAUGUAGAGAAGUUUUUGUGAGAUGCUAUAUCUCUACAGCAAGCAACAAAAGAGUGAGGUUAGAGAGCCAACACAUCUCAUCACACUCCAACUUAACAUGGAACCAAACCUUUUCACUCAACUGCUCUGGCACUCCACAAACCAUUCAGUCACUCAAGCAAGGAACAAUCGUUUUCGAGCUCCGGUGCAGAAGCUCAGCCACUUUGGUGUCAAGAAUGAGUGGCUCGAAACUGCUGGCAAGGGCGGAGAUGCCAUGGAACGACGUCGUUGAGGUCCCAUAUGAGAAGUGGGUCGUCAUGACCGCGAAAGACAGUUACGUGUAUACCGAUGAUGUCAAGCCCCCGGCUAUACAGAUCGCCGCCAAAGUUGAAGAAGUUGCAGAGGUGAAGACAAGAAAAGAGUAUAGCUGUGGUUGUAUGGAUUGUGGAUGCAAUUACUGUGUAGAUUAUGACUUGUUUGCUAUUUAGAGACAUGGAUUUGAUAUUUAGGCAUAGUUUUCCUAUAUGAUUCAACCAUUUUCUUAUCAUACAAAUAUAUACAAGAGUGAAUUUUGAUUGAA
Messenger RNA from Salvia hispanica, 672 nucleotides. RefSeq lists its product as uncharacterized. Lineage: Eukaryota; Viridiplantae; Streptophyta; Magnoliopsida; Lamiales; Lamiaceae. The record is from RefSeq and is a predicted model, not a curated record.